AUAUUGCUUUUUCUUUGAUCAACAACAUAUUGUAGCACAAACCAAUUUAGGGUAAAGUUGGUUUAUAACCUAUUUUUAGCAAGUUUCAAUCAACUUAUUAGAAUUAAGUGGUUGAUUAGAUUCGGUUAAGGACAAAUCGGUCGGGAGAACUUGAAUUAGGGACAACUUAUAUUAGAAUCCUGACUAUAACAAUCAUUGAUCAGACUUUACUAACCUCUCGUCCGAACUUCAAAUUACUAAACCUCUUCUCCAUAAGUAAGCGUCGCGGCCAAGAUCGCUCCUUGAGGAGGUGUAAUAGCAUUAGCUCAACCUGCAUACAUGAUUUUUUACACAAAAAGUACACUGCAUUAAAAUAUCUUUCUUACCAAUCUUAGUUACUUCCUUUAAUUAUGUUUUUUUCUUUCUAAAAGGAACUGACAAAUCCUACUAAACAAAGAGUGAAAAAGUGAUUCAUACAAUUUGAUUCCCUUUCUUAGAUAUUAAAUAAAUAGUGUCCCCUUUUGCAUUUUUUAACAUAUUUAAUUAAUCAAAUUUAGUUGGCUAUGAAUUGGCUUUGCAGCCAUAAAGGGUCAAUGAAAAUUGUCUUAGUCAAAUUAAAGUGAAAAUAGGACUCUUCUUUUAUUUAUUUAUUUUUUUGUUAGUUUUAAAAUCAUUAUGAAAUAUGAAAAAAAAUAUAUUUUAUCAAAACUUUGUCAUAUCAUGAAUUAAUGAUAGUGAUUUAGCUAUAAUAUGGAACACUUUAAGAAAGUUUAGUUUGAAACUUGAAUUAAAGAAAAAGUAGAAAGGUUUAUCAUAACCAAAAAAAUCAUAACAAAAGUUACCAACAUUUAUAUAAACUGUUUCAUCAAAGUUUUAUAUUCAAAAUUUAUCUCAACCAUGAAGUUUCAAACCAAUGAGAUUCUCAAUGGGAAGUACACAACAAGAAAAACAACCAAAAGUGUUUUUCUUGUACCAUUCACUCUUCUUCUCAUCAUGUUUCCUCUUAUUCUCAUGAGAAACACAGAUGAACCAUCUCCAAACAUGUCUUCUGUCCAACACAUGAAUAACAAAACACAUACAAAAGGAUGUGACAUCUUUUCAGGUAGUUGGAUUCCUCAUUCUGAAGGACCUUAUUACAACAAUGAAACAUGCAAAUGGAUGAUAGAUGAACAAAACUGCAUGAAGUUUGGUAGGCCGGACGAUGAGUAUCUUCAUUGGAGAUGGAAACCAAACGAAUGCGAGCUUCCGUUGUUUAAUGCAACUCAAUUCUUAGAGAUUGUUAGAGGAAAGAAAAUGGUUUUUGUUGGAGAUUCUGUUGGGAGAAAUCAGUUGCAAUCUUUGUUGUGCCUCCUAAGUCAAGUGUCUCAACCCGAGGACGUUUCUCAUAAAUACACAACAAAUGUUAUAUAUUUCAAACGGUAUUUCUUCGCCGAUUACAAUUUCACCCUUGGAAAUCUAUGGUCACCAUAUUUUGUGAGAUCAAAGGAUGCAGACAAAAAUGGUCAUUCAUACAACAGCAUCAUGGAAUUAUAUGUAGAUGAGGUAGAUGAAGCAUGGUCUAGUCAAGUUGAAAACUUUGACAUAGUGAUCAUUUCAGCAGGACAUUGGUUUUUUAGACCAUUAUUGUUCUAUGAAAAGGGUAAACUUGUUGGAUGCAACAAAUGUGGAAUGGAGAAUGUGACAGAUCUUGCUCACUAUUAUGGUUACAAAAUGGCAUUUAGGACUGCAUUUAAGACCUUAACAAAUCUUGAAAAUUUUAAAGGUGUGACAUUUUUUAGGACAUUUUCUCCAUCACAUUUUGAGAAUGGAGAUUGGAACAAAGGAGGGAAUUGUGUGAGGAAAAAACCAUUUAGCAAGGAAGAAAUGAACCUAAAUGGUUACAUUCUAGAGACAUAUUUAACACAAGUGAAUGAAUUUAAAGUAGCACAAGAGGAAGCAUCAAAGAAAGGUUUGAAAUUUUUGAUGCUAAAUACAACUGAAAUUAUGUUGUUGAGACCUGAUGGACACCCUAAUAACUAUGGACAUGCAAUGGUAAAAAAUGUGACAUUUUACAAUGAUUGUGUUCAUUGGUGUUUACCUGGACCUGUUGAUACAUGGAAUGAGUUAUUGCUAUAUAUGUUGAAAGUACAAAGUCACACAUCUUAUGGUUCAAAGCUGGAGAGUGUUUUAUGAAAAUAAGAUUUACAUAUGUUAACUAUAUUAAAGAGAUUGUUUAUUAUUUACUUUUUGAGGGUUUGCUUACUCUAUUGUAAUUUUUUUUGUAUUUACACAAAGGGUAGGGGAAAUGAUGAGAGAGAUUGAUGAAUGUAUUUAUUUACUACAUAGAUAAUAACAUGGAGAAUGUAUAUGCAAAGUGAUUUGUAAUUUUUGUAUCAUAUUUGGUGGAAUGUCUUGAUUAUCAUAUUGGU
Messenger RNA from Medicago truncatula (barrel medic), 2387 nucleotides. RefSeq names its product protein trichome birefringence-like 19. Gene Ontology annotation, molecular function: O-acetyltransferase activity. Gene Ontology annotation, cellular component: Golgi apparatus. NCBI's taxonomy places the organism in Eukaryota, Viridiplantae, Streptophyta, Magnoliopsida, Fabales, Fabaceae. The record is from RefSeq and is a predicted model, not a curated record. Bases 877 to 2151 code for a protein of 424 amino acids. The transcript is spliced from 2 exons.